GCCCGGAAGCCUCGACUGAGGGGGCAGAGGGGCUGAGGGGCGGAGGGGUGGAGGGGCGGAGGAGGGAGCAGGAGUCGGGCGAGAGCCAGAGGAGGAGUCCGCCUGCAGUCGCCUGCGUAAGCGAAGCAGCGACGCCGGGCGGCUACGCCGCGGAAUCGGCGUAGGCGGCUUUGGAGAAUCCGCGGGCUGCGCUGCGCCCGGGCUGGUCGCGGAGGGGGGAGGGGAUGUCGGUCAGUGCGAGAUCCGCUGCUGCUGAGGAGAGGAGCGUCAACAGCAGCACCAUGGGUGAAUCUGGACUGGGAAAGUCAACAUUAAUCAACUCAUUAUUCCUCACAGAUUUGUAUUCUCCAGAGUAUCCAGGUCCUUCCCAUAGAAUAAAAAAGACUGUACAGGUGGAACAAUCCAAAGUUUUAAUCAAAGAAGGUGGUGUUCAGUUGCUGCUCACAAUAGUUGAUACCCCAGGAUUUGGAGAUGCAGUGGAUAAUAGUAAUUGCUGGCAGCCUGUUAUCGACUACAUUGAUAGUAAGUUUGAGGACUACCUAAAUGCAGAAUCUAGGGUGAACAGACGUCAGAUGCCUGAUAACAGAGUGCAGUGUUGUUUAUACUUCAUUGCUCCUUCAGGACAUGGACUUAAACCAUUGGAUAUUGAGUUUAUGAAGCGUUUGCAUGAAAAAGUGAAUAUCAUUCCACUUAUUGCCAAAGCAGACACACUCACACCAGAGGAGUGCCAACAGUUUAAGAAACAGAUAAUGAAAGAAAUCCAAGAACAUAAAAUUAAAAUAUAUGAAUUCCCAGAGACAGAUGAUGAAGAAGAAAAUAAGCUUGUUAAAAAGAUAAAGGACCGUUUACCUCUUGCUGUGGUAGGUAGUAAUACUAUCAUUGAAGUUAAUGGCAAAAGGGUCAGAGGAAGGCAGUAUCCUUGGGGUGUUGCUGAAGUUGAAAAUGGUGAACAUUGUGAUUUUACAAUUCUAAGAAAUAUGUUGAUAAGAACACACAUGCAGGACUUGAAAGAUGUCACUAAUAAUGUACACUAUGAGAACUACCGGAGCAGAAAACUGGCAGCUGUGACUUAUAAUGGAGUUGAUAAUAACAAGAAUAAAGGGCAGCUUACUAAAUAUGACACAGUUGAAGGCAUGAGCCCUCUUGCACAAAUGGAAGAAGAAAGAAGGGAGCAUGUAGCUAAGAUGAAGAAGAUGGAGAUGGAGAUGGAGCAGGUGUUUGAGAUGAAGGUCAAAGAAAAAGUUCAAAAACUGAAGGACUCUGAAGCUGAGCUCCAACGGCGCCAUGAGCAAAUGAAAAAGAAUUUGGAAGCACAGCACAAAGAAUUAGAGGAAAAACGUCGUCAGUUUGAAGAUGAGAAAGCAAAUUGGGAAGCCCAACAACGUAUUUUAGAGCAACAGAACUCUUCAAGGUAUCUAAUAUCAGAUUCCCAAGAAAUAACCUUGGAAAAGAACAAGAAGAAAGGGAAGAUCUUUUAAACCCUCUUUUGACCACCAGUUACAUAUUAGUUGCCAACAUGCCAGCUUGGACAUCAGUGUUUGUUGGAUCCGUUUGACCAAUUUGCACCGGUUUUAUCCUUAAUGAUGGAUUUAACAGCAUGACAAAAAUUGUUAUUAUUUUUUUUUGUUCUUGACGGAGAUUAAGAUGCCUUUAAUUGUCUAGGGUGUUGUGUACUUAGAAACUAACAGCUCUAAGUACCUUUCCUAUGUUUUCUUUUUUUAUUAAACAGAUGUCUUCAAUUUAAUGCAAGAAAACAUUUUACUGUUGUACAAUCAUGUUCUGGUAGUUUGAUUUUUUACAGGAUAUUCCAAAAUAAAAGGACUCUGGAAGGUUUUCAUUGAGGAUAAAUUGCCAUAAUAUGAUGCAAACUAUGCUUCUUUAUGAUAAUUAUAAUACAAAGGUUUCAUUCAGUGCAACAUAUACAGUAAUGUAAUUUAGUCUAACACAGUUGACCCUAUUUUUUGACACUUCCAUUGUUUAAAAAUACACAUGGAAAAAAAAAACCUAUAAGCUUACAACGCACCUAGAGCUUUUUUAUAACAACCUCUUUUUUUGUUUGUUUGUUUUGGAUUCUUUAAAUAUAUAUUAUUCUCAUUUAGUGCCCUCUUUAGCCAGAAUCUCAUUACUGCUUCAUUUUUGUAAUAACAUUUAAUUUAGGUAUUUUCCAUAUAUUGGCCCUGCUAAAAUAGGAUAUAGCAUCUUUCAUAUGGUAGGAACCAACAAGGAAACUUUCCUUUAAUUCCCUUUUUACACUUUAUGGUAAGUAGCAGGGGGAAAAAAUGCAUUUAUAGAUCAUUUCUAGGCAAAAUUGUGAAGCUAACAACCAACCUAUUUCUACCUAUGUGCAGUCUCUUUAUUUUACUAGAAAUGGGAAUCAUGGCCUCUUGAAAAGAAAAAAAAGUCACCAUUCUGCAUUUAGCUGUAUUCAUAUAUUGCAUUCCUGUAUUUUUUUGUUUGUA
This is a messenger RNA of Balaenoptera acutorostrata (minke whale), 2459 nucleotides long. RefSeq names its product septin 7 (gene SEPTIN7). Gene Ontology annotation, cellular component: microtubule cytoskeleton; septin complex; cell division site. NCBI's taxonomy places the organism in Eukaryota, Metazoa, Chordata, Mammalia, Artiodactyla, Balaenopteridae. Gene Ontology annotation, molecular function: GTPase activity; GTP binding; molecular adaptor activity. The record is from RefSeq and is a predicted model, not a curated record. The transcript has 13 exons. Gene Ontology annotation, biological process: cytoskeleton-dependent cytokinesis; cilium assembly. The coding region runs from base 225 to 1478 and encodes 417 amino acids.